AGAGAUAAUCCUGCCUUUGCUAACCGUGCAACAACCCUUCUGGCACAAAUUAGCGAUGUUAAAUAUCUGUCCCUUUCGGCACAUUGUUUGGAGGUACAUUAUUCAUUUCUUGUUUGUUACAUCUAGGGAAGAAUUUAAAUAGGGGGCAGCAAAUAUCGUCUUCCUGAUUUCUUCUAGCAAGAAGAAAUUGGAUGGUGUGGGAUGCUGUAUUUACAUGGUAAUACAGUUUCCCGUAAAGUUGAAUUGAUUACUGAAAUGAGCGAGAUUACAUGGUAAAUAGGCUUUUGUUUGGAAAUGAAAUAACAAGGAAAUAAAAUUGUAUUUACAUAGCACGAUUCUCAUCUUUAUCCCCUUUUCUUAAUAUCAAAUAUAGUGUUAUGUGACCUUUUCCCUUUCUUUACUUUCUAUUAAAAGAAGUACUAUGCAUAUAUAAGCAAAUGUUUAAUUUCUGAUGAGUUUCUGUUUGACAAAUAGUUCAUCUUGCAUGAAGGCUUGUCAUCUGCCUAUUUUUCGUAAUUUGAGGCAACUGGAGCUGGUUCUUCAUUAUUGCUGUUCUUGGUGGCCAGAGUUGUUGAAGACAUCACCUAAUCUGGAAUCUCUUGUUUUAGAUCAUUCAAGACAUCCCUCUUGGCGCAUGGAUAGUUGUGAAUUCACAUGGCUACAAUGGAAUUCCCCAGAGUCGGUGCCUAGUUGUGUGUUGUCACAACUCAAAACUAUAUGUACAAGGAAUUUUAGAGGAGGGCAGGAUGAGAUGAAAGUGGCAAAGUACAUGUUAGAGAAGGGUCAAGUUUUAAAAAGUCUGACACUCUAUACAGCUCAUCUUGUGUGUACAAAGGAGAAGCUGUGCAUGCAACUUCUCAUGUUUUACAGAGGUUCAAAGACUUGUCAUGUUGAAUUGAAGUAAGAUGUAACUUUAGCUUCUGCAAGGUUCUUUUCAAUUGUACUGUACGUUCCUGAAAUGCCAUUGUAGCUUCUAUAAGCAUUUUUUUUUUCUAGCUUUUAGAACGAUUCUGUUAA
Messenger RNA from Rosa rugosa (rugosa rose), 1017 nucleotides. Its product is annotated as putative FBD-associated F-box protein At5g56430. The coding region runs from base 452 to 904 and encodes 150 amino acids. The transcript has 2 exons. The record is from RefSeq and is a predicted model, not a curated record. Lineage: Eukaryota; Viridiplantae; Streptophyta; Magnoliopsida; Rosales; Rosaceae.